This is a messenger RNA of Heteronotia binoei (common prickly gecko), 913 nucleotides long. It is a transcript of the gene MRPL24, whose product is annotated as mitochondrial ribosomal protein L24. Bases 79 to 729 code for a protein of 216 amino acids. Gene Ontology annotation, biological process: translation. The record is from RefSeq and is a predicted model, not a curated record. Gene Ontology annotation, cellular component: ribosome; mitochondrion. The transcript has 5 exons. Lineage: Eukaryota; Metazoa; Chordata; Lepidosauria; Squamata; Gekkonidae. Gene Ontology annotation, molecular function: RNA binding; structural constituent of ribosome.
CGGCCUGCAGCGCGGCCUGUGUGCGCGCCCCGCGAGCGUGGUGGGCUCCUGAGCGGGUGCAGAGCGCCGGGAGGGAGGAUGCGGCUGUGGGCGGCGCUGCGGGUGGCGCAGAAGGUGCCGCUGCCUCCGCACUACCGCUACGGCAUGAGCCGCCCGGGCACGGCGGCCGACAAGCACAAGAACCCGCCCGGCAUCCGCCGCAAGAAGCUCUGGGUGGAGCCCAUCGCCCACCACGAGUGGAAGUUCUUCCAGGGAGACACGGUGCAGAUCCUGAUCGGGAGGGACGCCGGCAAGCAGGGGCUGGUGGCCCAGGUCAUCCGCCAGCGCAACUGGGUCGUCGUGGAGGGCCUAAACGUGCAUUACCGCUACGUGGGGAAAACCGCCAUCCAUCCCGGGACCUACGUGGCCAGCGAAGCCCCCCUGCUGGUGAACCAGGUGGCCCUGGUGGACCCCACCGACAGGAACCCCACAGAGGUGGAGUGGCGGUACACAGAAGAGGGCGAGCGGGUCCGUGUCUCCAUGAGGACUGGUAGGAUCAUCCCCCAGCCCCCGGUGAUCAGGGAAGACGGGAUCGUCCCAGAACAGUGGAAAGAUGGCCCCAAGGACACCUCUGUGGAGGACGCCCUGGAGAAGACCUACACGCCCUCCCUGAAGACCUUCCAGGAGGAGGUCAUGGAGCUGCAGGGAAUCGUUGAGACGCGCACUUUCCGGAAGUCCUACUGGUACUGACCUCUCUGCAGCCAGCUGGGCAGCGUGGUCCUUCUUGAAGAGUUCCAGCCAGCGAGGAUUCAGGGUGGAUCUUCCAGCUAACCAGAACAGCCUGGCAGUGUGAAAGGGCUCCCUUUGGGCCAUGGCUGUGCUCUGGAUGAAAAGCUCUUUGCCCUUUUCAAAUAAUUAAAAAAGCGAGAGCAGG